This is a messenger RNA of Lycium barbarum (goji berry), 840 nucleotides long. RefSeq lists its product as uncharacterized. The transcript has a single exon. NCBI's taxonomy places the organism in Eukaryota, Viridiplantae, Streptophyta, Magnoliopsida, Solanales, Solanaceae. The record is from RefSeq and is a predicted model, not a curated record. Bases 95 to 559 code for a protein of 154 amino acids.
GCCUUUAUAUACCUCCCACCCUUUCUCUCUCGCCAUUCAAUCUUUUCAAACAACAAUUAACUCUCUUUCCUUUUCCAUUCAUAUAUGCAUAAUAAUGGGUAUUGUAUGCAGUUCAUGCCAAUCCACAUCAGUUUCUACUGCCAAAUUAAUACUUCACGAUGGUAGAUUACAAGAGUUUUCUUAUCCAGUGAAGGCUUCUUACUUAUUACAAAAUGACCCUACAAUAUUUAUUUGUAACUCUGAUGAAAUGGAUUUUGGAGACGUGAUUUCUGCCGUAAGUGAAAAUGAGGAGCUUCAACUUGGUCAGCUAUAUUUUGCUUUACCUUUGAACCGAUUGAAACAUAAGCUGAAGGCUGAGGAAAUGGCUGCAUUAGCUGUGAAGGCAAGCUCUGCAUUAAACAAUAGUGGUGGUGAGAAAUUUAUUGUAUUUGAAAAAAGUGGUCGUAAUUUUUCGAAGAAAUUAGUGGAUGAUAAUAGUGGUUCUAAAAGGAGUAAUGGACCUGGCAGUAGUGGUAGGAGAAAGAAGUUCACGGCGAAGUUGAGUGCAAUAAAUGAGUAGGGCUAAUAUGUGACCAGUUUACACGUAUCUCGACUAUUGCAUUUAAAGAUUUAGCUAGGUAGAUGAAAGCACUAGCGUUUUUCUGUUAUUGCUUGUGAGGUUUGAAUUCUGGUCUCACCUAGUUUUCAAUCACUACUCCAUCAACAGUUAGGCCAAAUUCUUUGUGCGCGCAUAUGUAGAAUUUAACUGUUCAUUUUGAGAUGUACACAGCAGUUUUUGUAAAGAUCCUAAUGUUAAUAUUAUCAAGAACGGCAGUUCUAGCUAGAGGUUGCAGGUUUGAA